GCACGAAAGUUAUUAUAACCGGUGGAGGUGAGCGAGCACGUGUUCUCUACUUGAAGCUGCGACCAACUAAUAUCAACGAGUCUCCGGGAACGAAAACAUCUUUAUUCCAUCACGAAUGACUUAAUGGUCUGUGGUUCGUCGGCCGUGUCACUGCCAGCUGAGGUGGGAGGGGUCUCUGCCCCUCAUCCCCUUCCCCCGCCCCGCCGGCCCGCCGCCCCGCAGCCCCGCAGCCCCACCACCAGCGCCCCUUCAGUCCCGGCAAUACACUCCCACACGCUUUAAUCCUCCACACAUCCUAAACCUUCUCCGAGACGCCCCAUGCAGAUCCUUUCCACACACUCCUUCACUUCCUCCGUCCCAUCCACGCCUCCCCUCCUUCCCGCCCCCAUUCUCCCCUCAAGACGCCCACGCUAAGGCUGUGAAAAAAUUUAAAGUAGAGAUUUUCCGGCAUGUCACACAGGCUGUGGAAUGAUCGUGUAAAUCAAUAGUGGUGCUGGCGGGAUCAUGGAAACGUGCCUUCCCUCGGGGACCCGCGGCCCAUUCCGAGGCUGCCCAAGCCCCGCCAGGGCAGCGCCGGCCUACCGCCAGUGAUCUGUGGCCCACGGAGGCCGGUACAUCUUCCACAACUGCCGCUACUGAGAAGCGAUGGUGCUGCAAUCCGUCCCCGAGUCCCUGGCCUGUACUGCCUCCUGACCAUCUCGCUGGUCGCCGCUGCCCUGAGGCUUCUCGCGCCCUGCCAUGGCUGGAGGCAGGAGGUGAGGUGGUGCAGCGCCAUGGACAACUUGACACUCACCAAUGAUACCAACGUCACCUUCUCCCACGACUGGACGAGGAUCAUUCUUGAGACCAGUCAGCAGAACUACCUGGGCACGGGGGCGCGGGCGGCCCUCAUCACGGUGUACGCGCUGCUCAUGACUGGCGGCAUCCUAGGCAACCUGAUCCUGGCGGCGGUGAUCAGCCGGCGCCCUGAGUUGCGGCGGGAGCCUCACAACGUGUACAUCAUUAACCUGACGGUGUCUGACGUGAGUCUGUGCGUGGUGUGCAUGCCCUUCACGCUGCUGGGUCUGCUGCACAGCCACUACACGCUCGGGGACAUCAUCUGUAAGUUAGUGCCGAUGCUACAGUGCACCAACAUCUUGGUCUCCACAGCAACCAUCGUGGCCAUCGCCGCUGACCGCUACUUCACCAUCGUGCGCGUCACCGGGAACAGUCGGGGCCGCGCUCGCGUGCCCUGGUCAGUGGCGGCCAUCUGGCUCGUGUCACUGGCCUUCACGCUGCCGCUGUUCGCUUACUACUACGUGAAGCGCGUCAUGUUCCGCGAGCUACUGCUGUACGAGAAGUGCGUGGAGACGUGGCCCUCACCGGUGGUCAAAUAUAGCUGGACCAUCGCCCUCAUCAUCAUGCAGUACGUCAUCCCUAUCCUGGUGCUCAGUAUCGUACACGGCCGCAUCCACAACUACCUGAGCUCGCACGCCAUGAACCAGCGCGACCCGCGGCGGGCACAGCGAGACAUCGAGAGGAACCGCCGCACCACCAUGCUACUCACGUCUGUCGCCGCCACCUUCGCCGUCUGCUGGCUGCCCUGGCACGUGGUGAACCUCCUGGCGGACUUCAAUUACGCAGGAUUUGUUGAGGCGCCAGAGUACUUCUACGUGGUGUUCGGCUCGUGUCACGCCAUCGCCAUGAGCUCGGCGUGCACCAACCCGGUACUGUACGGCUGGCUCAACACCACCCUCAGGAACGAACUCUCGGCGCUGCUCACCUUCAGUCGUUGUAGGUGCAGCAGAAGGAGGACCUCGGUUGGUGGGGCUGUGGAGGGCAUGUCCUUGCUUGUCCACCCUCCACGCAACGGCGCCCAGGGAGGAAUACGAAAGCAGUGCGUCCUGUCCAUCUCCCACGAGGUCACGGACAAGGAGGAGGACGGGAGGAAGGAGCGAGGCCUGAAGGAGGACAGCAGAUUCGAAAACAGCAAAGUAGAGUGCACGGAAGAAGACGAAAUAGAAAGGGAGAUGCAAACAGAGCCUCAUAAGUUAUUAGUGCUGAAGGACUGUGAGGAGGAGAACGAGGAGGGGAACAGAGCAAAGAACAACGAGGAGGGGAACGCAAAGAACAACGAUGAGGGGAAGAACCACAAGGAGCACAGUGACGAUGGGAUGAAGAGAGAGGAAGAUGGAAAGGAGGAUGACGAAGAGAAGAUAAGGAGACUGGAUUAUCACGAGGGAACUUCAUAGUCAUAUCAACGAAUCAACAUCACGAAGGCCUUCAACUUAGCGAUGGCGUGUUGGACGGAGACGAAGUAGAGCGCAGAAAACGACUGCAGCGGAGACGACAAUUGUAACGACCAAACAACAUAACGACCUUUAACCAACCUACCGCAUCACAUUCAUGCAGAACUAUGGUGCGUCUCUUUCUACCACCACCACCACCACCACCACCACAACGACCUCUAACCAACCUACCGCAUCUUACUUGUGCAGAAAUACUGUGAAUCUCUAUACCACCACCACUACCACUACCACCACGACCUUCCUCACCAAGAAAUAUCGGAUGAUGCUCCUGUACUUAAUGAGAGCGUGCUGCACUUUCAUCUCCUCAAAGUAUUGGCCUUUUUUUUUUUUUUUCAUGUGUGCCGGAAGGGUAGCAAGUAAUAAUAGCCUCCUCGAGAAGGAGAGAAAAUGUGGACUCUCUGUUCGCUUCGUGUAUUCUGUAUUAUGGCCACAUUUCUAAUUAUUGGGCUGAUUUUUACUUUUUUUUUUUUCUUUUUGAGAGGAGAAGAAUAUGUUGCUAAAUGUAUCAGACUGUGUUUCAUAUUCAUUUGUCUCUAUAUAUUUAUCUGUUUAUUUAUUUAUCUACCUGUCUAUUCACCUGAUUUUGUAAGAGGUUAAUGCCGUUAAUUCUGUAUAGUUUUAUGUUUACUGUUUAACUGUCUAUUCAUUCAUCUGUACCUAUUUAUUAAUCUGAUUCUGUGAGACAAGUAUACUGGUCUUGCUCACCACUUAUCUACAUAUCUAUUCAUAAAUCAGUUCAUUCACUUGUCUGUCAAAAUAUUUUUCUGAUUCUGUCAGAGGUAAAGAAACUGCUGGUCUUUGUAUGCUGUAUUAUUAAGUAUCAUGUAUUAUUCAUCAGUCCAUCUAUUCCUCUCUCUACUGAUAAACGUCCUAAGAGUAAGAGCAGGAGUAUGAGUGAACGUGAUGUGACACCAGAGAACACUUGCUUCAAAUAUCUUGUUCAGGUGACGGUUCGAACCAAGUAUAUCAACGGUUUCAGUUCGGCAUCAAAAACUUACCUUUAUAUAUAUAUAUAUAUAUAU
Scylla paramamosain (green mud crab) is the source of this 3310-nucleotide messenger RNA. Its product is annotated as neuropeptide Y receptor type 6-like. Gene Ontology annotation, molecular function: neuropeptide binding; neuropeptide Y receptor activity. Bases 774 to 2231 code for a protein of 485 amino acids. NCBI's taxonomy places the organism in Eukaryota, Metazoa, Arthropoda, Malacostraca, Decapoda, Portunidae. Gene Ontology annotation, biological process: G protein-coupled receptor signaling pathway. The record is from RefSeq and is a predicted model, not a curated record. Gene Ontology annotation, cellular component: plasma membrane; neuron projection. The transcript is spliced from 5 exons.